AUGGCAAUCAAAUACAAACUCUCCAAAGAAUCAAUUGGAUCAUUAAAUGUCACUGAAACCGAAAACCAGUAUACAUUUGGUUAUCCAUGUAAUGAUAGUAUAUAUGACUGCACACCAUACACAGUUGACUUGAGUAGCGGCACUUAUCUUAUCGAAGCAUGGGGAUCUGUUGGUUCAUUCCAACAUCAUCAAGCAGGAGAUUCGAUUCCUGGCCUGGGAGGCUAUUCUUCAGGCGUCCUAAAAGUAAAAAACCCAUUGACUCUCUAUUUAUAUAUUGGAUCAAUUUCAUUUUUUAAUUCCAUGUUUAGUUACACUUCGAAAGGAAAUUAUUUCUUUGCUAUCGGGGGUGGUUCCUCCGACGUGAGAUUGAACGCAAGUAAAACCUUUGAUUGGUCAGAUCCUAUUUCCCUACGCUCGCGUAUUCUAAUUGCGGGCGGUGGUGGGGGCUCAGAGUGGCAUAAUUCCAUUGGGGGAAAUGGAGGAGGCCUUGAAGGAGGAAAAGGCUUCUCCAACUGCAGUUUGAAUUAUGAACCAUGCCCAAAUUCGAUUUCUGGGGGUGGUACACAGAGAUCUGGUGGAAGCUCAGCCCCAAAUUUUAGAACAUUGAUUGGAUAUCAAGGAUCGUUCGGAGUUUCUUAUGUAAAUUAUAACUCUGAUGAUAUGGGAGGAAUCGGAGGAAAUGGAUAUUUCAGCGGCGGAUCUGUUGAUAGGGCAGGUGCUGGUGGAGGGGGAAGCUCCUUUAUUUCGGGAUAUGAUGGUUGUAUUGCAUUGAAUAGCUCAUUAAAUGAAAAUCCAAGCCCAAUAAAUUCCUCAAUUCAUUAUUCAGGAAUAAAAUUCAUAAAUCCUGUAAUGAUACAAGGAAAUAACACUAUGCCUCUUUUCUUCAAAUCAGAGACCUCAAUCCGAGGAAUUGGAAAUAAUAAUAGAGGUGCAAUAAGGAUCACAAUAGUUUCUCUAAAAAAAUGCACAGAAAAUUCAAUGUGCCAAAUAUAUUUUCCUUUUCUUUUCACAAUCUUUCCAUGUCUAAUAUAG
Trichomonas vaginalis G3 is the source of this 1032-nucleotide messenger RNA. Its product is annotated as glycine-rich protein family. NCBI's taxonomy places the organism in Eukaryota, Parabasalia, Trichomonadida, Trichomonadidae. The coding region runs from base 1 to 1032 and encodes 343 amino acids. The record is from RefSeq and is a predicted model, not a curated record. The transcript has a single exon.